Messenger RNA from Megalobrama amblycephala (Wuchang bream), 1879 nucleotides. Its product is annotated as soluble scavenger receptor cysteine-rich domain-containing protein SSC5D-like. The record is from RefSeq and is a predicted model, not a curated record. The transcript is spliced from 4 exons. Gene Ontology annotation, cellular component: membrane. Lineage: Eukaryota; Metazoa; Chordata; Actinopteri; Cypriniformes; Xenocyprididae. The coding region runs from base 252 to 1469 and encodes 405 amino acids.
GUCCCUCGAGCUGGGUGGCAGUAAAAUUAAUCAUAUAUUUGGAGUUCUGACAUUCAUUUUGAAAUAUUAGUGACAGACAUGUUAGCCUGAGUGAGUCCCAUGGGGUAUUGAACUCUGAAUGUUCUUUUAAAUAUUCAGAUGUAUGUGUCCCAUUUUCCAGUUGUUUCACUUUCUAAUGCUAAGAAUUAAACUCUUAUCCCUUCAUCUCUCUCAUUAUCACUGCUUAAUGUUUAGACGGUGUGAAUGUGAGGAUGGUUGGUGGUCACAGUCGCUGUGCUGGUAGAGUGGAGGUUCUUCAUAGAGGUCAGUGGGGAACAGUGUGUGGUGAUGACUGGGAUUUGGUUGAUGCUGCAGUGGUGUGUAGAGAGCUAGACUGUGGAGAACCUGUAGAUGCUCUGGGUGGUGCUUAUUUUGGAUCAGGAUCAGGACCAGUCUGGAUGAGUUUUGUCAUGUGUACUGGAUCAGAAUCUACAUUGAAAAACUGUGGGUCAGGAGCAUGGGGUAAAAGCCGCUGUGAUCAUAAUAAAGAUGCUGGAGUCAUCUGCUCAGGAGUCAGGCUGGUUGGAGGUUCUCGCUGUUCUGGGAGAUUAGAGAUACUUGAUGAUCAGUCAUGGGUUUCAGUGUGUGCUGCUGCCUUUGACCAGCAGGAUGCAGAGGUUGUGUGUAGAGAGCUGGACUGUGGGGCUCCUGUACAGGUGCUGGGAGAAAAUGCUUUUGGAAAAGGAGACGCUCAGAUGUGGACACAAGAGAUUCAGUGCAGAGGAAAUGAGUCUCAGAUUCACCUCUGUCCAACAUCACAUGAAAACAACUGUUCACAUGAACACAGCAUUGGUUUGCUAUGUACUGACAUAAUAAAUGUGAGGUUGGUUGGUGGUCACAGUCGCUGUGCUGGUAGAGUGGAGGUUCAUCAUAGAGGUCAGUGGGGAACAGUGUGUGGUGCUGGUUGGGAUUUGGCUGAUGCUGCAGUGGUGUGUAGAGAGCUGGACUGUGGAGAACCUGUAGAUGCUCAGUUUGGACUUGGAUCAAAACCAUUUUGGAUGAAUAAUGCAAUGUGUACUGGUUCAGAGUCUACACUUAAGAAAUGUGGAUUCAUGCAAUCAACUGAUCCUGAUGUGUGUCUUGAUAAAACUGCUCAAGUCAUUUGUUCAGAAGUCAGGCUGGUUGGAGGUUCUCGCUGCUCUGGGAGGUUAGAGAUACUUGAUAAUCAGACGUGGGUUUCAGUGUGUGCUGCUGCCUUUGACCAGCAGGAUGCAGAGGUUGUGUGUAGAGAGCUGGACUGUGGGGCUCCUGUACAGGUGCUGGGAGAAGAUGCUUUUGGAAAAGGAGAUGCUCAGAUGUGGACACAAGAGAUUCAGUGCAGAGGAAACGAGUCUCAGAUUCACCUCUGUCCAACAUCACCAUCUCAUAAAAACACCAGUUCAUAUGAAAAUGGUGCUGGCUUGGUGUGUGCAGGUUUGAGCAUUUUUUAAAUAAACUGAAAUCAAAUGUUAAUGCUCCCAAAAACUACACUAAAUAUUCAUUAAUUUUAUUAUCUUUGUGUGAUACUUUCCCCCUCAUUCUUUCCUUUUGUUCAUAUGUCUUUAAUCCCUUUUUAUUCAUUAUAGACAACAUGAGAGUAAGGCUGGUUGGUGGUCACAGUCGCUGUGCUGGUAGAGUGGAGGUUCUUCAUAGAGGUCAGUGGGGAACAGUGUGUGAUUUUGGCUGGGAUUUGGCUGAUGCUGCAGUGGUGUGUAGAGAGCUGGACUGUGGAGAACCUGUAGAUGCUCUGGGAGGUGCUCACUUUGGACAAGGAUCGGGAUCAAUCUGGACAAAUCGCAGUUUAUGUACUGGAACAGAAUCUACACUGAAGAACUGUGGAUCAGUAAAUUGGGGUGUUUAU